Molecule: messenger RNA, 648 nt
Organism: Purpureocillium lilacinum
Lineage: Eukaryota; Fungi; Ascomycota; Sordariomycetes; Hypocreales; Ophiocordycipitaceae
Source: RefSeq, a predicted model, not a curated record
AUGCGGCUCUGCAGAGGCCCACGUGGGAAGCGCAAGCAUCCAGAUGACAUCCGUGCGGACCAUUGUAGCGACAUGUUCGGGUGGAUGUAUGGAGACGGAUGCUCUCCAGGCCAUUUCUUGGUGUUGGCACCCAAUCGCGUUGGGUGCCCACACUGGCGCUUCACAGGAGGCAAGAGCAGCCCGACCUGCCUGCCAAGCUUCGCCAGGUAUUCGGAGCAUGAACAACUUCUGGCCGUGUACGUCUCAUGUCUUCCCAGCCUGCUCAAUCUCUCCAUCUCGGUCCCCAAGAUCCCGGCCCAGGCGAUGAAUCUUGCCCAGAAGCUGCUCCUGUCUGCCCCUGUCACCUUAAUCACCACUCACCGAAUCACCAGCCCUCGGCCCCCAGCCUCCUUGCCGCUGCUGACCGGCCAGCCUGCUAGUCGUCCUGCCUGGCCUGGCCCAGUCGCCCAGGUCACACUACCACUUGCUAGGUCACCUCGCCACAGGAUCCUCCACGAGCCGCAGGACCAAGUGGUGUCGAUCGCGGCCCUGCCGCACCUCCUCGCUGGCAUUGCGACGUCUUGUUCAUCGCAACAGGGCGUUGGAUCGUCUCUGUCCUCGCUGCUGCCCCUCGCCGCGCCGCCGUGCCCAGGUGAAGCAGAGCGAUGA